Molecule: messenger RNA, 3198 nt
Organism: Athalia rosae (coleseed sawfly)
Lineage: Eukaryota; Metazoa; Arthropoda; Insecta; Hymenoptera; Athaliidae
Gene: Vha100-1
Product: V-type proton ATPase 116 kDa subunit a 1
Exons: 12
Coding region: 280-2820 (846 amino acids)
Biological process (GO): vacuolar acidification; proton transmembrane transport
Cellular component (GO): plasma membrane; vacuolar proton-transporting V-type ATPase, V0 domain; vacuolar proton-transporting V-type ATPase complex
Molecular function (GO): proton-transporting ATPase activity, rotational mechanism; ATPase binding
Source: RefSeq, a predicted model, not a curated record
CGUUUGUAUUAGUUGCUAAUCAUCUGCAAGGAAAAAAGACGUUGCUAACCACAUACCCGAGUGACACCAAUAGCAGCCAAUAGUCACGGACGCGAAAUUCGGUAGGGCGGGCCAUCGCAACUCGCAUUAUUAAACUUGAGACUUCAGUCGUUUUGUCGUCUAGAACGGUGAGUUGUGGGCGAUUCUUCAGUGCAAUUGGUGACGGGUGUCUAGCAGUGUCUAGUUCGACAGUGCCGAUACCGCCAAUCCAUAUAACCAUUGAAUAGUUUCGGGACAAAAAUGGGUUCCCUAUUUCGAAGCGAGGAGAUGACCUUGUGUCAGCUCUUCCUUCAAAGCGAAGCAGCUUAUGCCUGCGUGUCCGAACUCGGAGAAUUGGGUCUUGUUCAAUUUCGCGACCUCAAUCCUGAUGUCAAUGCGUUCCAACGCAAAUUCGUCAACGAGGUACGAAGAUGCGACGAAAUGGAGCGAAAGUUGCGCUACUUGGAGAAGGAAAUCAAAAAGGAUGGUAUACCAAUGCUCGAUACAGGAGAAAAUCCCGAGGCACCUCAACCACGUGAAAUGAUAGAUCUGGAAGCAACUUUUGAGAAGCUAGAAAAUGAACUCCGUGAAGUAAACCAAAAUGCAGAAGCUCUAAAACGUAAUUUUCUAGAACUUACCGAGCUCAAGCACAUACUUAGGAAGACUCAGGUCUUCUUUGACGAGGCUGAGCACGGAGGUGUCGUGUCGCAGAUGGCAGACCCAAGCCGCGAGGAAGAGCAAGUCACCCUGCUCGGCGAAGAGGGCCUCCGCGCUGGCGGCCAGGCUCUUAAGCUCGGUUUCGUCGCUGGAGUUAUUCUGAGAGAACGCAUUCCAGCAUUUGAGCGUAUGUUGUGGCGUGCUUGCCGUGGAAAUGUCUUCUUGCGCCAGGCUGAAAUCGAAACUCCACUCGAAGAUCCCUCAACAGGUGACCAGGUGUUCAAGUCUGUUUUCAUCAUAUUCUUCCAAGGGGAUCAGUUGAAGACUCGCGUUAAGAAAAUUUGCGAAGGUUUCCGGGCUACCUUGUACCCAUGUCCCGAAGCUCCAGCCGACCGACGUGAAAUGGCCAUGGGUGUAAUGACCCGUAUCGAAGAUUUGAAUACUGUCCUUGGACAAACACAAGACCACCGGCACCGAGUUUUGGUUGCUGCUGCCAAGAAUAUAAAAAAUUGGUUUGUCAAAGUCCGAAAAAUCAAAGCUAUCUAUCAUACACUGAAUCUGUUUAACUUGGAUGUCACUCAAAAGUGUUUGAUAGCUGAAUGUUGGGUACCAGUAUUGGAUAUCGAGACAAUACAACUUGCCUUACGUCGAGGAACUGAACGCAGCGGUAGUUCAGUACCUCCCAUUCUAAAUCGUAUGGGUACUUUUGAAGAUCCACCAACGUAUAACAGAACCAAUAAGUUCACCAAGGGCUUUCAGGCGUUGAUCGAUGCCUAUGGUGUUGCCUCGUAUAGGGAAAUGAAUCCUGCUCCAUACACCAUAAUUACUUUUCCCUUUUUAUUCGCUGUCAUGUUCGGUGACACCGGUCACGGACUCAUUAUGUUUCUGUUUGCCGGAUGGAUGGUCCUGAAAGAGAAACCACUGGCUGCUAAGAAAUCAGAUAACGAAAUUUGGAAUAUUUUCUUCGGUGGUCGUUACAUUAUGUUUCUUAUGGGACUGUUUUCGAUGUACACGGGUCUGAUCUACAACGACAUUUUUUCGAAAUCUUUCAACAUAUUCGGAUCGUAUUGGACUAACAAUUAUAAUUUCACUACGCUCAAAGGCAGCGCGUCUUUGCAGUUGGAUCCGAACGGUACAGCUUUCUACCAGCACCCAUAUCCAUUGGGAAUGGAUCCAGUCUGGCAGUUAGCUGAAAAUAAAAUCAUAUUUUUCAACUCCUACAAGAUGAAAAUUUCUAUAAUCAUUGGCAUAAUUCAUAUGUUGUUCGGUAUAUCCGUCGGCCUGUGGAAUCAUCUGUACUUCAAAAAAUUGGACAACAUCAUCACGCAGUUUAUACCUCAAAUUAUCUUUCUCUCCUUCCUCUUCUUAUAUAUGGUCAUUCUUAUGCUCAUCAAAUGGAUAAAUUACGGACCCACAAAUGAUGAACAAAGUGGACCACACUGUGCCCCCUCGGUACUCAUCACGUUCAUCAACAUGAUAUUGUUCAAAGAAAAUACACCACCUGUAGGAUGUAACAGUGAUUGGAUGUACGCUGGACAAAAACAUCUUCAGAGGCUAUUAGUCAUUCUUGCGCUACUUUGUGUUCCAUUCAUGCUCGUGGCUAAACCAAUCCUGAUUAUGAGAAAUAGGAAGAAGCAGCACUAUCAGUUGAACAACCACGGGACUGAAAAUGGAGAUGUAGAAGGAGCUGGUGGAGCUGCCGCUCCAAAUCCAGGGGCCAUCCAAGGAGGUGGUGGCCACAAAGAGGAAGAGGAAGAGAUGUCGGAGAUAUGGAUCCACCAAGGAAUUCAUACCAUUGAAUAUGUUCUUGGCAGUGUUUCUCAUACUGCUUCAUACCUUCGACUCUGGGCCUUGUCACUUGCCCAUGCACAGUUAUCAGAGGUGUUAUGGAACAUGGUAUUGCGAAAUGGAUUGGCCAGAGAAGGCUGGCUUGGCGGCAUAAUGCUGUGGGCAGCUUUUGCACUCUGGGCUGUCCUUACCAUUGGUAUUCUUGUUCUUAUGGAAGGGCUUUCCGCCUUUCUUCAUACACUGCGUCUUCAUUGGGUGGAAUUCCAGAGCAAGUUUUAUUCCGGACUUGGUUACAGUUUCACGCCAUUUUCGUUUGAAAUUAUACUGGACACCGCUCAAGCAACAUCCGAGGAUUAAAAUGACCCAGUUUACUUAAAACUUAUCUCUCACGUUCUCACAUGUAAUAAUAUGUAAUUUGUCUAGAUGUAACAGGUUGUAGGCUGAGUCCAGUUAACCACGCAUCUUGAAAUAAAUGUUGACAGAUCAGUAAUUAUGAUAAUAUUAAACAAUACUAACAAAUGAACAAUUUAGAUUAUUAUUUAAUUAUGGAACCACAAACACGUAACACGGGUUAAUUAUCGUCAUUAUAGACACAAUUCGAAUCUGUAAGUGGGUAAUAGAUAAUUUCUAUUUAGAGAUAAUUAGGUAGAGAAACGUUAAAAUUGUACCCUAAAAUUUAUUGGUGUUCUGUAUUUGUAGGCGAUUCAAAAUAAAUCUCAUAAGCUACACCCAAAA